AUGUACCACGAACAAAGGAUAUCAUCGUCAUCAUCGACAACCACAUCCAACGGUACUAUCAGACCGCCUAGACCGCCUUCCGUCUCAUCACUUAGACUUCAACAUCAACGUGGACCACCAUCUCGUUCAAGUACUUUACAAUCCCAUUCGAGAAGACAAUCGAUAGAUACAAUCGACCAGGGCUAUCACUCACAACCACCUUCACCGAUCACAUACUUCCCCAACCCAUCUUCAUUUCAAUCCACGCCUGUACAAUCCGCUUCCACUUCACCCGUCGUUAGUACCUUCUCCAUGUCCAACAGCGUCAGUUCCCUACCUGAAGAAGCUGAAUCAUCGACACCUAGAAUGUCUUUGGUGAAUAUAGAUUCAGCAGGAUCGAGUCCUAGAAUGACGAGGGAGAGUAAAAGAAGAGAAAGCGUUCCUGCUUCUAGAGCAUUCACAACUCCAAUAGGUGGAUAUGGAUCAACGCGCGAGAAUAUCAAUCCAGGUUUGGGAUUAGGUCCAACACCUUCAAUGUCAGCUAUAAAUGAUCCGACAUUAUCAUCACCAAGAAGGAUAUCGACUUCGAGAGUCCCACCUCCUUUACAUAAAUCAACUCCACCACAGGGUCUGUUGAAUCCACCGACUCACGAAGCCUAUUAUUCCGCUUCACAACCAGGUACAGCCACCACUUCUAGAUUUAGGGAUAAAGACCUUUCCCAUCCACACAGUGCACUGCCAGCGCAUGGUUAUUCAUCUUCAUCGUCACAUCGUAGACAUCUUUCAGUGAACUCGCAUGUACAUUCGCCGCUCUUCGCCAACCCUAGUAAACCUCAAAGUCCGACUGGAUCGGUGAUGAGAAAAUUAAGAAAGACUGCUAGUGCCGUUGGUAUAGGUGUUGGAAGACCGGAUAACUACGACGAUGAGGCGUCUAGGGGAAGAGCUGAUGAUGAGAUGUUGGAAGACGAUGAAGGAGAGAGGGCGAACGGGACUAGGGUGUGGUAUAGCUCAUAUGUUACGAUUGAUUGGAUUCAUGAUGCAAUCAAGGAAUCAUCGCGAGUACGACGACUUCGUGUCGGCGCUCAUAAAUCGUUGCGAGGCAAAUUUAUCAACGGAUGGGAUCGUUUUCAAGGCUGGUUCAUUGUCACUCUUGUUGGUAUACUGUCCGCUGUCAUAGCUUUCUUCAUCAUACGCGCCGAAAUGGCUUUGUUCGAUAUGAAGGAGGGAUUCUGCGGUAGCUCAUGGGGCACAGCCAAAAGGUUCUGCUGCGCUCCAAGGCAUCCAUCUGGUGGUGAUGCGGGAGAUGAGGAGAAUUGCGGGGACUGGGUCGAAUGGGGGGAGUUCUUCGCGCCAAACGAAAGAAAUGGUCCAGAAGGUGCAUGGGUCUGGGGAGGGCCAGAAUUCAUCGCUUAUGCGAUUGUAGCUAUCUCUCUAGCGAUCCUCGCUUCCUUAAUGACCAUUUACCUAUCCUCUUCAGCGCAUCAUACCACGUCGAAAGAUUCCACCUUCCUCACCCCACCUUCUGAUUCUAAUCCAAAGUCAAACAAACCACCUUCAGAUUCUCAUUCAAGUGCGAACGAGAGACGACCAUUACUCGAAGGCAUAGCCAAUGAGCCAAUCACUCCGUUAAACGAAGCCUUUCCUAACGUCGAACCGCCAAGAAAGGUGAUGUUCUAUGCUGCCGGCUCAGGUAUACCAGAAAUCAAGACUAUUUUGAGCGGAUUCGUCAUCCAUGGUUAUCUAGGUGGAUGGACGUUGAUUACAAAGAGUGUUGGAUUGGCAUUGAGCGUUGCAAGUGGAUUAAGUCUGGGUAAAGAAGGUCCGCUGGUGCAUAUCAGUUGUUGUGUGGGGAAUAUAGUAUCGAGGUUGUUCCUGAAAUUCGAAUGCAAUGAAGCCAAACGACGAGAGAUCCUCUCUGCAGCUUGUGCAGCUGGUGUUUCGGUAGCUUUUGGUGCUCCUGUUGGAGGUGUCUUGUUUUCACUGGAAGAGGUGUCUUACUAUUUCCCACCGAAGGUCAUGUGGAGAAGCUUCUGGUGUGCUGCGGUAGCUGCAAUCACGCUGAAGACUCUUAAUCCAUUUGGUAAUGGAAGCUUGGUGCUAUUCAACGUCACAUAUACCAAGGAAUACCAUUCGUGGGAAUAUGUAAUCUUCAUCAUUCUAGGCAUCUUCGGGGGCCUAUACGGUGCCGUCUUUGCCAGGCUCAAUAUUAUUUGGAGUAGGCGGGUAAGAAAUGGCACUUGGCUGAAACAACAUCCGAUCUUUGAGGUUGCUCUAGUCACCCUUCUUACAACUCUGGUAUCCUUUCUCAACCCUUACACGCGAAUGGGCGGUACUGAGCUCGUAGCUAGUCUGUUCGAAGAGUGCAACUCUUCAUCAACGAGCCGCUUAUGCGUUGACCACCCUCACGAGAUAGCUUCCGUUGUAUGGAGUAUAGGAACAGCCUUGCUCAUCAAAGGUUGUCUAACAAUCAUUACAUUUGGUAUCAAGCUGCCUGCGGGAAUCUUCAUCCCUUCCCUGGUGGUGGGAGCCUGUUUUGGAAGGAUAGUGGGACUACUCAUGGAGUACAUCGAAUACACAUAUCCUUCAUUAAUGAUUUUCGAUGUAUGUCGAGAAACAGAUUGUAUUGUCCCCGGAUUGUAUGCUAUGGUCGGAGCCGCUGCGACCCUCGCUGGAGUAACACGAACCACCGUUUCCCUCGCUGUCAUCAUGUUCGAACUUACCUCAACGUUGAAUUACGUCGUUCCCGUGAUGCUAGGAGUAUUGAUCGCUAAGACUGUUGCUGAUGGUCUGGAGAAGAAGGGAAUAUACGAUCUGGUUAUCGACCUCAAUCAACUACCAUACCUCGACCAGAAACACGAAUACCUAUGGGGAUCAAGAAGAGCAUCAUCCGUUGCAGACAAAUCAGUCCCUAUCUUGAGAGCGGACAAACAACAUACCGUCAGAUCACUCACUGGGAAAUUACUUGAAUUGGUCAGGCUAGGAAUGGCAGAUACAGGUUUCCCCGUAUUGGUCAAAGAAGUCACUGCGAAUGGCGGACAUUCAGGACUGGGAUUGGAAGGCGGAAUGUCAUCGGGAAGGGAGAGAAGUUGUUUAAGAGUUGUGGGAUUUUUAGGCAUGAACGAGUUGGAACAUGCUUUGUCUGAACUAUCAGACGAACCCGAUGCGACUCUCAAUCUCAUGCCAGAUGACGCAUCGACUCAUCGAAACAGAUCAUCUCAAAUGUCUAUCUUCUCGUUCGCCGACUCAUUUGCCGACGGACAAUGGUCUCCAUAUGACCUGAGCCGAUACAUCGACAGGGCACCGAUAACGGUGCAGAUGCAUUCACCUCUGGAAUUGGUCCAACAGCUAUUCGUCAAACUCGGCGCUAGGCAAAUUAUCGUCACCAAUUCAAGAGGUGUGUUUCAAGGUAUCGUAACGAAGAAGAACUGGUUGAACUUCUUAGCGGAAUUGGAAGAGGAUGGGCAUUAA
Molecule: messenger RNA, 3447 nt
Organism: Kwoniella shivajii
Lineage: Eukaryota; Fungi; Basidiomycota; Tremellomycetes; Tremellales; Cryptococcaceae
Exons: 15
Coding region: 1-3447 (1148 amino acids)
Biological process (GO): chloride transport; transmembrane transport
Cellular component (GO): plasma membrane; early endosome; Golgi apparatus
Molecular function (GO): voltage-gated chloride channel activity
Source: RefSeq, a predicted model, not a curated record